This is a messenger RNA of Salvelinus namaycush (lake trout), 855 nucleotides long. It is a transcript of the gene tmed8, whose product is annotated as transmembrane p24 trafficking protein 8. Gene Ontology annotation, cellular component: Golgi membrane. The record is from RefSeq and is a predicted model, not a curated record. Bases 1 to 855 code for a protein of 284 amino acids. NCBI's taxonomy places the organism in Eukaryota, Metazoa, Chordata, Actinopteri, Salmoniformes, Salmonidae. The transcript has 6 exons.
AUGACGACAUUGAUCUUCAGGUCGAAGCUCAAGAAAGAGGUCCGAGUUGGAAUUCCGAAGAUAGAUAAAUUGGAGUCUACUUCGGAGCGUCAAUCCAGAUUGACAGUGUUAUCGGUUUUCUCUUUCCCUUGGAUAACGUCGGAGACCAAUCCGCUAGACAGGCUCCAGAGCAGAGGCCUCUCUAACUCCAACCACCCCAUAAGUCACCCUGAUAUGGAUGGAACCAAUGACACAGAGGGGUCCAACCAGCCAGCUGAGUCUCCUGCCGGGCAGCAGGCCAUGGGGGGAGAUGUUGAGGAGAGCAACAGCAGUGGGAAUAGCCAGAACCCUGGAGAGAGAAAAGCCCAAAUGCCACCGCUGAAGCCUCCCUCCACGUGGACCUCCAUGGCGAUGAAGGAGCUCAAGUCCAAGCUGCGACUGGAGAAGGACAGUGUGGUGACAGUGAAACGAGGAAACAUUAUGACAGUGCAUGUGCCCACCGUUCCUGAGGGAAAGCAGGUGUGCUGGGAGUUUGCCACAGAUAGCAAUGACAUAGCCUUUGGAAUCUACUUUGACUGGACCCCUGUCACCAGCCAGGCCAUCACGGUCCACAUCAGUGAAUCCAGUGAUGACGAAGAGGAGGAAAAUCAGCUAGAAGGACUUAUCAACACAGGGGAUGUUGAGAAGGGUUCUAAAUCAUUGGCCAACUCCAACAUAGGGGAAAUCUUACCUGUGUAUCGUCUGGACAGUCACAUUGCAGUGCAAGGUGGCAGUCACGAGUAUCCAGGAGAAGGCACUUACCUUCUGAAGUUUAAUAACUCCUACUCACUAUGGCGAAAUAAGACUCUGUACUACAGAGUGUAUUACAGUGCCUGA